AUGAGCGCCAGGGCCUCCCAAGCCGCGUCAUGGAUCGGAAGUGAUGACAAACUACUAACACAAACAGACGCUGCAAUGGACCACUUUCCAGGAACAUCGUGGGGGAAACCAAGAGACGACUCGAUCGAUCCAUAUGCCACUUUCCCAGUAAGCAGCGCCAAAAACUUGCCCAAACAAUCCUUCGGCGAUGGCGUCCAACAUACUCAACAACCCAUCGUCACCGGUACUUCCGUCCUCGGUAUCAAAUAUAAAGGAGGUGUGAUGCUUGCAGCUGAUAUGUUGGCUUCCUACGGUUCACUCGCUCGUUUCAAGGAUAUUCGACGAUUAGUGCCCGUUGGCGAGCACACUGUCAUUGGUGCUGGGGGAGAUCUCUCAGACUUUCAGUACAUCCAAAAAGUCCUCGAUGCCCGGAUGACGGAGGAGGUUUUAGCAGACGACGGUCACAUCCUCAAGACGCACCAAAUAUUCGAGUAUCUAGCUCGGAUCAUGUACAACCGACGAACGAAGGGCAAUCCGUUAUGGAACUCGUUUGUGGUUGGCGGAGUAGACCGAUCGACGAAAGAAAGCUUCCUGUCAUACGUUGAUUUGAUCGGCACCACUUAUUCCGCCCCCAGUAUUGCCACCGGCUAUGGUAGUUACAUCGCCCAACCUCUCUUGCGUAAGGUCUUGGACGACUUGCCCAACGGCCAUGCGGAUCUCGACGCGGAUCUCGCACGCAAAACUCUCGAGGAAUGCAUGAAAGUUCUCUUUUAUAGAGAUGCUAGAAGUUUGAAUAAGUUUCAAAUCGCCAACAUUACUAUCGAUGGAGUCGAAAUUUCCGAACCGAUCCAAGCUCCAACUGAAUGGGCAUUUGCCGAAGGACUUCGCGGUUACGGAGCACAAACACAAUAA
Messenger RNA from Puccinia triticina, 891 nucleotides. RefSeq lists its product as uncharacterized. NCBI's taxonomy places the organism in Eukaryota, Fungi, Basidiomycota, Pucciniomycetes, Pucciniales, Pucciniaceae. The record is from RefSeq and is a predicted model, not a curated record. The coding region runs from base 1 to 891 and encodes 296 amino acids. Gene Ontology annotation, cellular component: proteasome core complex. The transcript is spliced from 8 exons.